CCGUGACUUACUUUUGAUGGUCUCUGGGAGGUCAUUUAUGUAGGCUAGGAAGAGACAAGGGCCAAUGACUGAUCCUUGUGGAAUCCCGGAAAGAACAGGAAGUUCAUCUGAGGUGAAGCCUUCCACAACUAUAUAUACUCUUUGGGUAUCGAGCUUUAAUGCAUCAAUUUAUGGUGGUCAGUCAUAAGGUUAUGAGUACCGUUAUUCUGCUGAUAUGCCUGUUUGGCUUUACUUCCGGAUCCUCGGUCCAGAUGGAUGUUCUGGAUAACUGGGACGGAAGAAUCCACGCCAAGUUUUCUGUACCGAUCACUGAGGAGACAAACGGAUGGGAAUUGAUUGUGAAUUUCUCUGUACCUGUUGGUAAAAUUGACGAAUGGAUGGGGGAUUUUGUGGCCCACUCUGCGGACAACCAGAUGUUCACUCUGGUUAACAAACCCCACAAUGGUAUAUUGCAUCCUGGGGACACGCUCAAAGUAGAAAUGUUCAUUAACUAUCCAGGCAGCACACCACCAACAGCCACUGCAGAGUUUAUCAAUCUUGGCCAUGACAACUUUAUACCUCCCACAGCUAAACCUGACUUGAAUGAUACCAAAUACGAUCUUAAUGAAGUUCUGGAGAAAUCAAUACUGUUCUAUGAAGCUCAAAGGUCAGGCAAGUUGCCAGCAGACAACCGUAUCCCUUGGCGCGGGGAUUCCGCCCUCCAGGACAGGGGAGACAAUGGGGAGGAUCUAACUGGGGGCUGGUAUGAUGCCGGUGAUCAUAUAAAGUUCAACUUUCCAAUGGCGUUCUCCGUGACGUCACUAGCCUGGGGACUGCUGGAGUUCAAGGACGCAUACUACGAUGCCGGAGAGUUAGAUCACAUGUACGACUCUAUCAAAUGGCCGUUAGAUUACCUAAUGAAAUGCCAUGUGUCACCUAAUGUCUACUAUGUUCAGGUCGGAGAAGCUGGCAAGGACCACUCAUUUUGGGGUCGUCCAGAGGAUAUGACAAUGGACAGGCCAGCUUACAAAAUUGAUGAAUCACACCCGGGAAGCGACAUCGCAGCAGAAACAGCGGCCGCCUUUGCGGCAAGCUAUAUGGUCUUUAAAAGCAAAAACGCGACAUAUGCUGCAGAAUUAUUGCGCCAUGCCAAGGAACUUUAUGCAUUCGCGGAGGCGCAUCCCGGAAAAUACUCUGAUAGCGUUAACGCGGCUGCCGGCUUCUACAGAUCGUUUGAUGAGACAGAUGAGAUGUGUUGGGGAGGAGCUUGGAUGUAUCUGGCCACUAAAGACCCCCAUUACUUGCAAGUAGCCGAGUCUUUCUACACACCAGGCGCAGCCUGGGGACAGUCCUGGGACGAGAAAAAUUCUGGAUGCAUGGUUCUCCUGUAUAAAGUGACCCACAAAGACAUUUAUCUGCAAGACAUUGAAGCCACAUUCACUGACUGGAUGCCUGGUGGUUCAAUACCCUACACACCGAAAGGUCUUGCUUUUAGAAGUCAAUGGGGGAGCAACAGAUAUGCUGCUAAUAUGGCACUGAUCGCAAUAAUGGCUUCCAUGCAAGGCGUUCAUCCGGAAGUAUACCGGAAGUGGGCGGAGUCUCAGAUAGAUUAUAUAUUAGGGGAUACUGGACGUAGCUUUGUCGUCGGGUUUGGUACGAAUCCUCCGGAGCAGCCACAUCAUAGAGGAAGUUCUUGUCCAAUGAAGCCAGCUCCGUGCGCUUCAUUCCAAAUGAAUUUGGACGCUCCCAACCCUCAUGUUCUGUAUGGGGCCGUUGUAGGUGGUCCUGGCAAGAAUGAUGACUACACAGACAAGAGGACGGACUAUGUGACAAAUGAAGUGGCCUGUGAUUACAAUGCUGGUUUUCAGUCAGCUGUGGCGGGUUUGAAAGCUUUACACAUGAGAGGGGAAAUGAAAUGAUCCUGUGAUGAUCUACGUUUUUCUAUGUUAGAAUAAAGAGUCGUUGUUCAA
Molecule: messenger RNA, 1949 nt
Organism: Mercenaria mercenaria
Lineage: Eukaryota; Metazoa; Mollusca; Bivalvia; Venerida; Veneridae
Product: endoglucanase F-like
Exons: 13
Coding region: 159-1898 (579 amino acids)
Biological process (GO): carbohydrate metabolic process
Molecular function (GO): polysaccharide binding; hydrolase activity, hydrolyzing O-glycosyl compounds
Source: RefSeq, a predicted model, not a curated record